GCGGGUUGGUUUCCAUGUUACCCGGGAAGAAGGGCGUGAUUUACUAUUUAAACCGCUCACCUCCCACACGGAUUACAGAAGUUCCCUAAACGCCUUGCCGUGCAAGACUCAGACGAGGACAUUCUCAGCCAACUGCCAACAUGAGCGACAACAACCCCGUCACCCAGGAGGUGCAGACCUUCGACAAGAAGUGUCUAAAAAAGACCAACACAGCGGAGAAGAACAGUCUCCCAACCAAGGAAGAUAUCGAGGCGGAGAAGAAGGCAGCAGCGGAGUCCAAAUGAACCAGUGACGCCUCCCCUGGACCAGUCUCCCUUUACCCAGCUCCUGCUUACCCUGGACCAGUCUCCCUUUACCCAGCUCCUGCUUACCCUGGACCAGUCUCCCUUUACCCAGCUCCUGCUUACCCUGGACCAGUCUCCCAUUACCCAGCUCCUGCUUCCCCUGGACCAGUCUCCCUUUACCCAGCUCCUGCUUACCCUGGACCAGUCUCCCUUUACCCAGCUCCCGUCUCUGCUUCCAGUUAACAGAUACCUGCUUGUGCACCAUGUCCACUUCCUUGCUGUGUCUGCAUCCUUAAUCAUUUGAGGCAGUUUAAUUUGGGUAGGAACCACAUGACAACAUGAGGUGGGCUAGGUCCAAAGUCAGCCAUGUAUAAUGCAGCUAUUAUGGUAAAAUAAAAUAUACAGAAUCAUUUUUAUGUGAAUGAAUGUGUUUGUGUGUAUUCUUCAAAAGAAAGGAUGAAACAUAUCCAUUGUGGGAGUGGUCAAAUUGGCAAAUCCAGCCAAUUAAGCACAAACAAAGCACAUCCUCCUGUCCAACCAGUUUGACCGGUUCAGCGUGACCACUCCCUCUCAGCAAGUCCUCUGUAUUUGGUGCCAUUCUGGAUGAGUUGCUCUAAAUACCAUGUGAAAUGAUAUUUUUGUUUUAAUAAAAUAAUAAAGAAUGUUUUAAAUUGAA
This is a messenger RNA of Alosa alosa (allis shad), 960 nucleotides long. RefSeq names its product thymosin beta 1 (gene tmsb1). Gene Ontology annotation, cellular component: cytoplasm. The coding region runs from base 141 to 284 and encodes 47 amino acids. Gene Ontology annotation, biological process: regulation of cell migration; actin filament organization. Lineage: Eukaryota; Metazoa; Chordata; Actinopteri; Clupeiformes; Clupeidae. The record is from RefSeq and is a predicted model, not a curated record. The transcript has 3 exons. Gene Ontology annotation, molecular function: actin monomer binding.